UCGCUCCGCCCCUCCAUGUGGGUCCAGCGGGAUAAGGGCAACUGGUCUCCUCCUGCUGCCGAUCAGCUGGACUUUUUCCCAGCGACACAGAAGAAGCAAGAAGCCGGUGGGAGGGAGGGGGACGCAGGCAGAGAGCCGCCAGAGAGAACCGAGCACAUCCAGCCGCACGCAGCAGGAGGGCACGGGGUGGCCGCACCAUGUCCUUGAGCCCAAAGCACUCCACUCCCUUCUCAGUCACAGACAUCUUGAGCCCGAUGGAGGACAGCUACCGCAGGUUCGGAGUGAUGGACCCCGCAGCGGGGAGCCUCGGAUCCCCGCUGGGAGCCUACCGGCAGCCGCAGGUCUCGCAGCCCGGUAUGCAGCAUCACGCAGCAGCAGCAGCCGCUCUGGCUCCCGGCGGGCCCUACCACGUGCCCCACGGGGUACCGCAGUUCUCCGGAGCCGUCGGAGGGUUCUGCAACGGCGGCAUCGGGAACGUCGGAGACCUGCCGUCCUACCAGGAGACGGUGAGAGGCGGAGGGGCGGCAGCGGCGGCGUGGUACAGCAACCCGGAGCCCCGAUACCCGACAAUUUCCAGAUUCAUGGGCCCCUCCGCGGGGAUGAAUAUGCCCGGGAUGGUGGGCAGUCUGGCCGGGAUGGACUCCACCGCCAAGUCUAUGGUGACGCUGCACGCGGCACCGCGCAGGAAGCGACGCGUGCUCUUCUCGCAGGCGCAGGUGUACGAGCUGGAGCGACGCUUUAAGCAGCAGAAGUACCUGUCUGCCCCGGAGAGAGAGCACCUGGCCGGACUCAUCCACCUCACCCCGAACCAGGUGAAGAUCUGGUUCCAGAACCACCGCUAUAAGCUGAAGCGGCAGGCCAAGGACAAGGCCGCGCAACAGCUCCAGCAGGAAGGCGGCGGAGGAGGCGGUGGCGGCGGCUUGUGCGGAGCAACACGCAGGGCUUCGUCUGUGUCCCCGGUCCUCUCCAAGAACUCUAAGGGCUGCCGGACCGACUCGAGUGGGUCGAACCACAGCGGGAACAGGCAGAGCAGCGUGGGGGAUGCCAUGGCGGAGAGCGCGCAGCAGCCGCAGGUGAACCAGCUGUCCUCCGCUGAGGAGCUGGAGGAUUUGUCCCCCAGCCCGCCGCUGGGACUGCACGGGCAGAUCAACAUGACGCAGACGGACGCGGCGCUUAUUGAGUACACCAACAGCAUGAUCGGCUCCAACUUACUGUACGGCAGAACUUGGUAGUGAUGCCGAGAGGAGGGCAUCAUUCCGAGUGGAUUUUUCUGCAGGACACGCGCCAAUCUUUUUGUUUUCCUUCCGUGCGUAAAGGUUCGGCUCCUUCUGCACACGCAGUGACUCAAAGGCGGCUUUGAGCAAUAAAAAGUGCACAACUCAAACUGUAAAUUCGAGCC
Molecule: messenger RNA, 1399 nt
Organism: Pundamilia nyererei
Lineage: Eukaryota; Metazoa; Chordata; Actinopteri; Cichliformes; Cichlidae
Gene: nkx2.4b
Product: NK2 homeobox 4b
Exons: 3
Coding region: 198-1232 (344 amino acids)
Biological process (GO): cell differentiation; regulation of transcription by RNA polymerase II
Cellular component (GO): nucleus
Molecular function (GO): DNA-binding transcription factor activity, RNA polymerase II-specific; RNA polymerase II cis-regulatory region sequence-specific DNA binding
Source: RefSeq, a predicted model, not a curated record